Vigna unguiculata (cowpea) is the source of this 1469-nucleotide messenger RNA. RefSeq names its product MADS-box transcription factor 23-like. Gene Ontology annotation, cellular component: nucleus. Gene Ontology annotation, molecular function: RNA polymerase II transcription regulatory region sequence-specific DNA binding; protein dimerization activity; DNA-binding transcription factor activity. The record is from RefSeq and is a predicted model, not a curated record. NCBI's taxonomy places the organism in Eukaryota, Viridiplantae, Streptophyta, Magnoliopsida, Fabales, Fabaceae. Gene Ontology annotation, biological process: positive regulation of transcription by RNA polymerase II.
CUGCACCACCCAAAAGCGGUUUUCUCACUUUCCUUAUAUAGCUACCAAGCUCGUGCUGCUGAUGCGCAUUCAGCGCUUUGUCUGUUAUAACCUACGCCUUCCUCACGAGUGCUUUUCUGAAUCGAAGGAUCUGAUUGUUAGGGUUUGGUAUGGGGAGAGGAAAGAUCGUGAUAAGGAGGAUCGAUAAUUCGACUAGUAGGCAAGUGACGUUCUCGAAACGAAGGAACGGUUUGCUGAAGAAGGCGAAGGAGCUUGCGAUCUUGUGCGAUGCUGAAGUCGGAGUUAUGAUUUUCUCCAGCACCGGAAAACUUUACGAUUUUGCCAGCUCCAGCAUGAAAUCAGUAAUUGACCGAUACAACAAAUCAAAAGAAGAAAAUUGUCAACUUGGGAGUUCGGCCUCCGAAAUUAAGUUUUGGCAAAGGGAGGCAGCAAUGUUAAGGCAACAAUUACACAAUUUGCAAGAAAGCCACCGGAAAAUCAUGGGGGAAGAGCUGUCAGGUUUGACAGUCAAAGAAUUACAAAAUUUGGAGAACCAAUUAGAAAUUAGCCUUCGUGGUGUCCGUAUGAAAAAGGAUCAACUUUUAAUAGAUGAAAUACAAGAACUAAAUAGAAAGGGAAACCUCAUACGCCAAGAAAAUGUGGAACUGUAUAAGAAGGUAAACCUAAUUUGUCAAGAAAACAUGGAAUUGAAAAAGAAGGUCCAUGGAACAAAAGAUGAUAGCGAAACAAACAGAGAUUAUGUUCUCACAAAUGGUCUAGGCAUAGGAGAGGAUUUGCAUGUGCCCGUGAAUCUCCAGCUUAGCCAGCCACAGCACCACUAUGAGGCUCCUUCAAAAACUGCAAAAUUGGGGAUACCAAUUUUAAUCCAAUCAGGACACAUGCAGGAGCAGAUCGUCUACCAUAGGAUAUAAAAUUGGCCCAGUCGGACUAUCUCUGAGAAACCUACUAUCUGAGCAUGCCCCUUGUCUUUAUAAACAACACAAUUGCCUACAGCACUCUUAGUGUAGUUCACUAUCUCCAUUAUUACUUUCCAAUGCUUCUGGCAAGGAGAGUUCAAGAAUAUAAAGACUCACCACACUUACUAGAGAGGGAACAUGCGGAAGAAUGACUGAAGAUCAUUCAACUUUCCAAUCAACCUCUUAUAUUUUCCGAGAUUCAAUAAGGGUUCCUCCUAGUUGGGUGCAAUCUAACAUAUGGAUGAAUGACAAUGAGAUAAUUCAAUUUUCCAAUCGGUCAUAUAAUUCCUGAGAUUCAAUAAGGGCUCCUCCUACUUGGUAACAAUCUAACAUGAGGUUCCAUCGAAGGUUCUACUUGCUUGGCAUUUAGUAGAUCGGUUUCUGGCAAGAUGUCAAGAAAAUAUUUCCUCUAAUAGGUCACCAAAUCAUCCUUGGAUUGAGCAAUUUCGAUACCUAGGAAAUACCUUACCAAGGUCUUUAAUCUAGAACUAGCACGAGAGGUCCUGUUUGAGG